UUAAAUAAUCCGCUCAUGAAUAAUCAAUUUCCAAACCAGCAAACGCAAGAACAAAUUAAUCCGCAAAAGAUGACUACUGGACAAAAGAUACCGCAAAUGAGUGGCACCAUGGGAGAAAUUCAGCAAGGUAUUCAGACUAUGCAAAUGACUUUGGGACAAAUUAUCCAGCAACAGCAAAAUUUAGACCAACGAUUAAGCAAUUUAGAAAAUAGUGCUAGUUCUCAGUUCACUAAUUUAAUUCAGCAAAAAAUCAAACCAAUUAACAUGUCCUUCUUCCCUGAUAUCACGCCCUUAAUUAAGGAAAUCAAUGAAUUUAAAACUAACCAACAAAAAAAUCAAGCCCAAAUCAUCGCCCUGUUAGAGGAAAUACGAAGUAUUCUUUUAGCCUUGCAAAAAAACGAAACUAAAAGUCGCAAACGAAUCGAAAGCAUUGACACAGCCCAAUUGGAAUACACCUUUACUACCUCCUUAACUUAUGGAACCAUUAUUUUCGCGGUAGUCUUAGCUACCGGUAAAGUAGCCAUGUUCACAAUUGGACUAAUGGUCGGAAUAUUCCUUUACAAAGCCGGAGUAUUACAAAAACCCUUAACUUCUAAUGCUGAGAAUUCAGGAGAAGAAAGUUCGGAAACUCAGCCCAAUUCAUCUGAUAAUAUCGCUAAAUUUCAGCAACGACAAGCACAAUUAAUAACUCCUAGUUUAACCAAAACUGUCCAACAAUUAAGCACUAGUUUACAAAGCAUUCAACCUUCGGAUAAUCAGAAUGUCCGCUUAAUUACUUAUGCUUUGAUAGCUACAGCUAUCACGGGAAUCUUU
Molecule: messenger RNA, 813 nt
Organism: Ambispora gerdemannii
Lineage: Eukaryota; Fungi; Glomeromycota; Glomeromycetes; Archaeosporales; Ambisporaceae
Source: the annotation of a GenBank genome assembly